CAAGUGCUUCCGCCGCUGCACUUGAGCUCACAGGGCGCUUGCCACCGACAUCUCAGCCCAUGUCAUCGUCUUUUUCUCGGAGGUUUCCCUUAAUGUAGCGCCGAGGCUUCUUCCAGUGGGAAUGUCUGCAGGCUGCUUUCCCGUGAUUCCGGCUUGCCCUGUUGAGCAGCCCCCCCCCAUACCCCUACCGCAUGGAGGAUUAUGAAUCAUCAUGUUAUGGCAUGGCAUUCGUGCGAGUCUUGGUAUUCGUUGCAGACAGUUGCAGGGAAUGUGGAAGCCUGGAAGGAACAUGCAUAGCGAUCCCAUACCUAGUGUCGAUACAGCUACAGCUACAGGGAGUCAGGGACUUGCUUUUAUCUACCGCCACCCCCUGGGCCCCCCUGAACCCUGAUCCAUCAUCCAGUGAUCCAUCCUCGUCCUCCUCUCUCCGGCUUCGCAGUGGUUUCAUCACCCCCAUUCACUUGGAUGGAGCCUGUGUGCCGAAAAUGCCAUGCAUGCUAGACUCAAGCGAUGCUGUCGAAUACCAAAUGGAAUAUUCCUCCGGGUAUGCCAAAAUUAGCGUACACAAAAAGCCCUCGUCCUCAAUAACAUUAAUAAAGACUGCCUCUCCGCCCUUUUCCUCUUUUUUUCUUCUUUUCUCUUCUCCUUUUCCCUUCCAAAGUUUCAAGGACCGUACCGUUCCCCGACAACAGUAUCUUUGCAGAGACGCAAUAACUUUGAGGGUCCCCUACCAGCAGAGUCGACAGCUUUCAUGACCCAUUAGUUAGCGGCCGACCUGCUGGAGACCCCCAUGGGCCAUGCCCCUUCCCGCUGAAAAUUACCAUGAGACCGGUGAGGCUUCAGCGGCCUCUGUUGUUUUCUUCGGGCGUUUCCCCCCUUGUCUAGUCUUGACUGCCCUUCCUUCCCUCUCCGUUUAUCUCAAGA
Sodiomyces alkalinus F11 is the source of this 924-nucleotide messenger RNA. RefSeq lists its product as hypothetical. The transcript has a single exon. Lineage: Eukaryota; Fungi; Ascomycota; Sordariomycetes; Glomerellales; Plectosphaerellaceae. The coding region runs from base 192 to 755 and encodes 187 amino acids. The record is from RefSeq and is a predicted model, not a curated record.